Daucus carota subsp. sativus is the source of this 1613-nucleotide messenger RNA. RefSeq names its product zinc finger CCCH domain-containing protein 67-like. Bases 584 to 1159 code for a protein of 191 amino acids. The transcript has 4 exons. Gene Ontology annotation, molecular function: metal ion binding; mRNA binding. Lineage: Eukaryota; Viridiplantae; Streptophyta; Magnoliopsida; Apiales; Apiaceae. The record is from RefSeq and is a predicted model, not a curated record.
AGAGGAAGCCUAUGGAUUAUCGAAGAGAAAAAACUUGAAAAGUGUGGUGCGGUGGAAGGAAAUGAAGGAGAUUUUAAGGAAAUGAAGGAAGACAGUAAUGUUAAGAAGGGGAGUAAGUGGAGUGAGAUUGAGAAUGAAGGAGGUGAUCGUAAUUUGGAGGCGGAAAUUGAAGAGAGAAACCUUGAAAACCGUUGUGUUGUGGGAGGAAAUGAAUGUGCUUUUAAGAAAAUGAAGGAAGGGGUAAUCAUAAGGAGGGGAGCAAUUGGAGUGAGAUUGAGAUUGAAGGCGGUGAUUUUGACUUGGAUGGUAUUAAAGAUGAGACGAAAAUCGAAGAGAUAACCCCGAAAAGCGUAGUUUGGUGGAAGAAAGUGAAGGUGAUUUUAAGGAAAUGAAGGACGGUGGUAAGUGUGGUGAUAGUGAGGAUGUCGAAGAAAGUUAUAAUCUUGAAGUAAAGAAUAAGAUGGCUGACAAGGGAAAAGAAGUGAUUGAGGACUAUGAAGCUGGUUGGGGUGAGAAUUGGGAUGAUGUUGCUGUACGAGCUAAAGCUAAUUAGGAGCAACUGUAUUUUGAUAACUAUGAAAAUAUGAGGCAUGUAAAUGAGCAGUAUGGGGAGGUGCCUCCUUGGUAUUGGAAUGAAGAAGGGGAUGUAGUGGGGAGAAAUGGAAAGGCGCAGUAUGAUAAAGAACCUCACUGUUCCGGUAAUGCUGAAAAGGACUCCGUGGGGUUUAAUGAUGGAAAUUUUGGAAGUCGCCAUUAUCCUUUGAGGCCUUACACGGAAGAUUGUUCGCUUUAUAUGAGGACUGGGACUUGCAUGUUUGGUUCGAUAUGCAAAUUUAAUCAUCCACUUCAAAGAAAGCCCCGGGCUCCCAGGGAUACAUUUAAGCAAAAGGAAGAAAUUUAUGAUAAGCCUAGACAGACAGAAUGCAAGUAUUACUUGUCAGCGGGUGGUUGCAAAUACGGAAAAGCUUGUUGGUAUAGUCAUGGCAAAGGAAAAUCUGCAGUGACCCCAAAUUCAGAGUUGAACUUUAUUGGUUUGCCGAUUAGAGUUGUAAAACUUCUCUCCUUUUUUCACAGAAUCCAAAUUUUCGUAUGUAUACAGUCCAUAUUCAACCAAGAGGGAUAUUCUUACUAUCUGAUCAAAAAGUGGACGCAGAUAUAGAUCAGCCAUAUAGGAUCAGUUGGACGCAGAUAUAGAUCAGCCAUAUAGGAUCAGUUAUAAGGUUCUGAAGGGGGAGAAAGUAUGUUCUUUCUACAUGAGAACUGGUUCAUGCAAGUAUGGUGAAAACUGUAGGUUUCAUCAUCCGAAACCUACAGCAGCAGGAGGACUUGACACUACUUCACCAGGUAGAGGUAGGUCAUCAACAAAAGCAAUAAAUGAGACUGCUUUUUCCAGGCCAGUUAUCUAUCCGCCAACCCCAUUCAGGCGAAUUAUUUAUCCACCAACCCCAUCUGCUCCUGAAAAUGCAGAAUGGAAUGGAUAUCAGGUAUUCCUUAACUUAUGUGACAAUCUCUGGAAAAUAAGAUUGCAAUUACUUAAGAGUUAAGAUGGUUGUUUUAAUUGUUUUUGUUGGUCUAAAAUGUUAUGAGUCCAUGUUGGUACUAAUAUAAGUGGU